AUGUAUCAGACUACUCAACUCUUUCAUAAUCAAUUAUAAUUGAUGUCAUUAACAAUAGAAUGUUAAAUUUAUUAAGAUAAUCUUGUACCAUAUUCUUUAGUCUACAAUGUCUCUUAUAAUGGUACAACAAUAGGAGGACAUCUACUAAAUUUUUAAGUGAGUUUGGUUUCAACUUAUUUAUAAGAACAUUAACCCUAUUAAAUAAUUAUUUUGAUAAAUAUAAAUAUAUUGCUUUUUAUAUUUCCAUUAAUAAGUAAAUAUUCAUAACAAUUAUAAUUCUAGUAAUUAUGAUUUUCAAAUGGUAUCAUAAUUUAAGAAAAGAAAAAAGAAAAAUUGCAAAGAGAAUUUAAGGAUAUUGUCCAUCAAUACCAACUAGUGGAAAAACAAAUACACAACAAACUUUAGACCAUUUUCACCUAAAAAUUAACAUUUAAUUAUCAAUAAUAUCUAAUAUUAAUGAUGCUGAAUGA
Molecule: messenger RNA, 470 nt
Organism: Paramecium sonneborni
Lineage: Eukaryota; Ciliophora; Oligohymenophorea; Peniculida; Parameciidae
Source: the annotation of a GenBank genome assembly